GUGGUUACGAAGGAGUAUUAAGGAGUUGGAAUUAUUGUUGUGUGUUGAAAGAGGGAAAGAAAUCAGACAAUAGGAAAAAAAAAUGCUUUACGUAAACUCGAACUACGUCAUCCAACAAGUCCCAAUAAUUUAAUCUGAAAUAAACAACUUAACGGUGGUCAUGUCAUUGGAAAGACACUCAUAAUCCCCCCCCCAAAAAAAAUUAUCCUAAAAACAGACAGAAAGAGAAAUAUAUAAAAGCAACAGGUUAGUUAGUAACCUUGAACCACACCGUGAUUUUUGUUUCUCUUAUCAUCCUUACAAAGAUUAUUUUACAACUUGACUAUGCACUAUUCAUCAGUCAGGCUGGCUAUUGAUCAUUCUUGAAGAGGCGGCUCGUCAGCUAAGUAUUUUCAGAAGAAUGAAGCAUGUAGGAGUCAUAGGGGCUGGGGCAGCAGGCCUUUGUGCAGCUCGGCACAUCCUAGCCAACCAGGGCAUGGUGCCCAUAGUGUGGGAACAAUCAGAGAAGGUUGGAGGAACGUGGAACUUCACACCGCAAACUGGCACUGAUAAGCAUGGAUUACCAAUUCAUUCAAGCAUGUACCAGAACCUGAAGACAAAUCUGCCCAAGGAAGUGAUGGCUUUUCCUGAUUUUCCGUUCCCAGAAGGAGAUGAAUCUUUUCUCCACCACUCGCAAGUCCAGAAGUACCUAGAAAUUUAUACAGAGCACUUUGAUCUUUAUCCGUACAUUAAGUUCAGUCACCAUGUAGAAGAAGUAAAACCUAUUAUCAAGGACAGUGGCCCCCCUUCCUGGUCCAUUAAAGUAAAAGACCUAAACUCCGGGGAAUUCUCAACUACUGUUUGUGAUGCACUCCUUGUCUGCAAUGGGCACUACUCCAUCCCACGAGUCCCUGUUAUCAAGGAUAUAGAGAACUUCAAAGGAAGCCAGAUACAUAGCCACAAUUACCGAGAACCCUCUCCAUAUACAGGAAACCGAGUGGUUGUGUUGGGUGCGUCAGCAUCAGGUCUUGAUAUUAUGCUAGAGCUUGCACCAUAUGCCAAAGAGGUUUUACUGUCACAUAAUUUGCCUGUAGCAAUCCCUUCCGACUUGCCGUCCAAUGUCCGUCAGGUGCGUGGUGUCGUGGCAGCCUCUGAAAAUGGCUUUAUUUUUGGAGAUGGAACUUCUGCCGAGGCUGACAUUAUUUUGUAUUGUACAGGUUAUGAAUACACCUUCCCCUUCCUUACCAAGGAGUGCAAUGUCACCAUAGAGGACAAUGUUGUGAAGCCACUUUAUAAGCACCUGAUACAUUCCACGUUCCCGUCUCUGGCAUUUAUUGGCAUACCAUUCCAGAUAUGCCCUUUCCCCUUGUUUGACUUUCAGGUUCAGUUCUUCGUGGCCUCAGUCGCGGGCCGGCUGACGCUCCCUUCCCCGGCGGAAAUGGCUGCGUGGUCGAGCAAGGAUUUGGAGCAACAUCGAAGAGAUGGCCACGAGGGCCGCCAUUACCACAGGCUCGGGCUUAUCCACCAGCUGCCCUUCCUGGAGGACUGGGCUGAGGGCGCUAAGAUCGCUCCGCCAGGGAAGCACAUCAAGACAAUCCUAUACAUCGUCGGGCUGCGCUUCAUAUUAUCUCAUCCGUCUUUUAAAAAGAGUAAAUUCACAGUACAGGAGGACGGCGGGGUUAUCGAGCGACGUGGAGGAGCUGAGGUUUAUACAAAGCUCGAGCUCACUUGGUUACUUGCAAGAGGGCUGAUCUGGAUCCUGUGGCGGGAUUUCCCAAGGAGCCUGGGUUUCCUGAGCUCAUAUGCGUGGGAUAGACUCGCCAAAGUGUUCCACUCGUGAUUUCAGUCUCCAAUAGCUGGGAGGGGCACAGGAGUAGCCUGAAUAAUUGUCUUGUCCAUCCAGGGGUUUUCCAAGAGUUGAAUGGUGCUAGAUUUUGUGGGGUCAGGAAACCAAUGUUUAUUUCAGACACAGGUCUUUAAAUGCGGGAAUUCUAGUUACAUUUAGACUCUUAUUCAUAACAGCUGCGUGUUCCCGAGAUUAUUGUCUGUGAGUACUCAGGACGAGGCGACAGUCCACGCUCUCCAAUAGCCACCUGGUUGUUAUUGCUGGGAUCCCAUCAUCCUACCCAAUUCCGUUUGCCGAAGUCCACUGUCUCCAGGAAGCUGAAUGGAAUUCCGAAAGGGCUUGCGUGGGGUCGAACAUCCGCCAUCUUGUAUUUUCUCUCUACCUAGUCUCUUUAUUAAAGUAGUGGGUUGAGUUUUUAAAAACAAUUUGCCUGACUUUAGUGUUUCCAUAGCAGGGUCUUGUCAAAUCACUGACAAAGGGACAUUGUUUUCCCUAUCAUUUCUUGGGUCGGUUUGAUGCUAACGAUAUUGAACAGUGGCAUUCAUAUUAGGUAAUUGCUUAUUUGAGGUAGACAUGGUUUCUUGAAAUAAUUUUCAGUGUCGUCCAGUAGGGUGUCUGGUUUUCAUGUGUGGGCGUUAUGUCCCUACGCUGGUGCACACAUUCCUGUCACAGUUUAAUAGAGGUUAAUUGAAUUCCUAACUCUGGUCUGCUCCUCAUUUUCCGACAAGCAGAUGGUUAAUGAGCUCCUCUUUUAGGUUUCUCUGUAGUGUCCUCUGGAUGCUAUAAUAUGUGAAAUUAUGACGCCUAUUUUGAGUGUGCCUUCAUGAGGUGUAUCUGAACACGCCUCUAUGUUUAAUAGGCGAUUUUUUUGGUUGUUCAUGGGGAAGUGGGUUGUUAGUGUGUUUUGCGAUAAUUUCGAGGUAUAUUCCUUGGGUUUAACCAAUUCUACUUGAUAUCACUGAUGGGUAAUUGUUCCGUCAUCUGCAUAGGUAAAUUUGAUGAACAUUGCAUUUGCUUCAUUUCAGAAGUGGGAGUAAUGUGCCUGUAAGUACCGAUUCUUGGACUCCAUUUUUUCUGGUUACAUUACUAUUAUAUACUUUUUAGGUUGUAUCCUCUCGUUCCUUCCAAGAAUGAGUUAAAGAGUCCUUCUACUUAAUUACUUAAUUACCUCACGGUAUUGUAAGCGCUAAGAUAUUAGCCCUGUUUACUCUUGUCAUACCAUGCGACUGUGGACAACAUAAGUACGAGUAAAUGGGUCGGUUUUGGUCUAAUAUCAUGCUUCAGUGAAUGACGGUAGAGUUUGGUUUGAAAUCAGCUUGUUCAGGUGGUACGCAAUUAUAUGUUAUAGGAAAUAAGCAUGUAAGGCAUAUUGUUUGGGGGAUACUGGAAAAAAUAGCACAGGAGGGAUGAUUAUUAGAAAUCUUCCCUAUUGUUCAAAUCUUCGUGACUUGCGGUUGUUCAAGUGACAGCCAGCCAACCAGUCUUUUUUCACAUUAGGUGCAUCAAGCACGUUUAUGGAUAAUUUUGUAUUCAUGCAGACUGCAGGAAAAGACGGAGCAGAUAAAGUAAUAGUGAAGUAUGACGAACCUCCAUCAGUGUCUUCAUAUUAAGUUUUGAUAUAAAUCUUAAAUCACAUCCAAACCCCAUCCCAAGUUUGAUCACAUGGUGCCUGGGCCAAGAACGGUCCUCUCCUGUACUGUUAUUGUUAACUUUUUACGUAAACCCGCUAAUAUAUCAAUAAACCACCUAACUAAACAUCGAACACAAAAAAAUUUCUUCUUUGUUUGGUUACGGCAAUAAAUGCA
Molecule: messenger RNA, 3630 nt
Organism: Penaeus chinensis
Lineage: Eukaryota; Metazoa; Arthropoda; Malacostraca; Decapoda; Penaeidae
Product: flavin-containing monooxygenase FMO GS-OX-like 2
Exons: 8
Coding region: 401-1819 (472 amino acids)
Molecular function (GO): flavin adenine dinucleotide binding; NADP binding; N,N-dimethylaniline monooxygenase activity
Source: RefSeq, a predicted model, not a curated record